Molecule: messenger RNA, 2148 nt
Organism: Dacryopinax primogenitus
Lineage: Eukaryota; Fungi; Basidiomycota; Dacrymycetes; Dacrymycetales; Dacrymycetaceae
Product: WD40 repeat-like protein
Exons: 11
Coding region: 100-2148 (682 amino acids)
Biological process (GO): proteasome-mediated ubiquitin-dependent protein catabolic process
Cellular component (GO): Cul4-RING E3 ubiquitin ligase complex
Molecular function (GO): protein binding
Source: RefSeq, a predicted model, not a curated record
CACCCAGGCUAGCCCGACCAGCGAGGUUCGCGUAUCUAUCGGUCGUCCGUAUUCCUCAGGCGUCCAGCCUUCCGCUUUCACUCACUCUGAGUCUCCGAUAUGGAGCUGCCUGACCAUGCGACGAUAGCUAAUGUGUGGUUGGAUGAAAUAGAUGUGGAGGGCGACGAGGUUGACACUCGGGAUGAAGACAUGGAUGACGAGGAAGAUGUAAUGGAGGAUGACUACGACGAAGACGGAGACUUUGAUCCUGACGAAGAAGCCGACCUGCUCGCAGAAGAAGGCCUGAUCAGCGAGUCAGAAAUUGCAGAUAUUCGGGCCGAUGCUGAAACGAGCAGAGUAUUGGAAGAGAUGGCCACGCAAGCAGAAUUGACCAACGCUUCAGCGGAAAGCGUUGUCGCCCGAAGUCAAGCCUUGACGGCUGUUAUCCAGCGGCUUAUGCAAGCACGCAGAGGCUCUAUCCGUGUUACUAAUGCCGGUAUACCCACUCUUGGCGUUAGAACAGAUGGUGGGAAUGAAGAAGAAGACGAUGAUGACGAUAGUGCCUUCUUAUACAGCCGCUGGGCCCCUCCAAAAAGCGCUGCUAGAUUUUUUCAACCUCUGUUACAACCCGUCAAAGCCGGCCUAGAUCUACUUUCCAGUGGAGAGUUCGGCAGCACAGAUCUGAGUCUGCGAAAUUUGAGCGGGGAGAGGGCUUCACUCGCCAGAAUUCUUCGAGAGCGAGAGCUGAGCAACAACCCCAGAACAAGAGAAGAACUCGGUCGCACUUACAUUCCGAACUCUCAUGGAACGAUUGUUGGGUUGUAUGGGGCGAACGUGUAUUCUGGACAGUUCUCUGCUGAUUCAUCUUUUUUCUACACGUGCAGCCAAGAUUUCAUGCUUCACAUAUAUGAUACGACUGCCCCGCCGUCCGGCCAAAUUCAACGUCCAUCAUUUCCGCAGCAACGGUACCGUCGAUGGGGAAUAGAUGAGUCCGAAGAGCAUCAGACCACGAUGAAGACAGUGAAAAGUAUGAGAGGAAAUCCUGGGAGCUGGACUAUCACGGAUGUUGACCUAAGUCCGGAUAAUGAAAGAAUGAUUUAUUCAAGCAUUACCUCAACGAUAUACAUGGCUAGAACGCGAGAUCCUACAGACGAGGAACAAAUACCCCUUUACUUCCACGACAGGAUAGGUCGUCGGUUGCGUACUGUUGGGGACGACGACGGAGGAUUCAACAUUUGGUCGUGUCGUUUUUCUGCCGACGGCACGGAAGUGGUCGCUGGCGCUGGGAACAAACAGGAUGGAAUUCUCUUCGUCUACGAUUUGAACGCCCAGCGUAGGGUUCUUAAGAUCACCGCUCACGAGGACGAUAUCAACAGUUGCUGUUGGGCGGAUACUGCUAGUGGGAAUGUGCUGAUUAGUGCAUCUGAUGACACCUUCGUCAAGGUUUGGGACCGACGAUCCCUUAGUGGUGGAAAGCCUUCAGGAGUGCUGGUCGGCCACACCGAAGGCAUUACGAAUGUUGCUCCUAAGGGCGACGGGCGAUAUGUUAUUUCAAAUGGUAAAGACCAGGGAUUACGCCUUUGGGAUCUACGCAAAAUGCGUAGCAGCCAAGAAUUUGAAGAAAUGUCUCGAACGCAUUAUGGAAUACCGGAGUGGGAUUACAGGAGUGGUGUAUAUCGCACACCUCGUUACCUCGCCCAUCCCAAAGAUUGCAGUGUCAUGACUUUCAGAGGGCAUACUGUACUGCGCACUCUCAUACGGUGCCACUUCAGUCCCGCCGCGACCACUGGGUCAUCGUAUGUUUACUCAGGCUCGGCUGAUGGGAAGAUACAUAUUUGGAGCCUGGAUGGUAGAAUUGUUCAAGUCUUGGACCGCGCCAAAGCAUUGCCUAUCAGCUUUGAUGCGUCAAGCGAGGCACCACCACUUACUUCCCGCCGCAGUCAGAGUGGUGUCAUCGUUCGAGAUGUGAGCUGGCAUACUUCGGAGCCAGUCCUUAUGUCGAGCGCAUGGGCGGGAUCCCGGAUGGCCAGCAGUGUGGCUCGGCAUGAGUGGAAGGGCUUCGGUCGGAAUGGGAUGACCCUGGAAGAUGUUGUCGAGAAAGAGGCAAUGGAAUCCACUGAGCGCACGAUGCCUGGUGCCUUCACUUCAGCUGUGCGUGAUGUGUAUUAA